Messenger RNA from Canis lupus familiaris (dog), 1942 nucleotides. It is a transcript of the gene LARP6, whose product is annotated as La ribonucleoprotein 6, translational regulator. Gene Ontology annotation, biological process: RNA processing. Bases 16 to 1485 code for a protein of 489 amino acids. Gene Ontology annotation, cellular component: nucleus. The transcript is spliced from 3 exons. Gene Ontology annotation, molecular function: mRNA binding. The record is from RefSeq and is a predicted model, not a curated record. Lineage: Eukaryota; Metazoa; Chordata; Mammalia; Carnivora; Canidae.
GCGCGGCCGGGAGCCAUGGCCCAGGCCGGCGAGGAGGCGCCGCCCGGGCCCGCGGUGCAGAUCCGCGUCGCCAUUCAGGAGGCCGAGGACGUGGAGGGGCCGGAGGACGAGGAGGAGGGGGCGGCGGGCGGCGCGGGGGACCCGGCCCGGUACCUGAGCCCCGGCUGGGGCAGCGCCAGCGAGGAGGAGCCGAGCCGCGGGCACGGGGGUGCCACGACAAGCGGGGGCGAGAACGAGCGUGACGAUGGCGAGCAGGAGUGGAAGCCCCCGGACCAAGAGUUAAUCAGGAAGCUGGUGGAUCAGAUCGAAUUCUAUUUUUCUGAUGAAAACCUGGAGAAGGACGCCUUCCUACUGAAGCACGUGAGGAGGAACAAGCUGGGCUACGUGAGCGUCAAGCUCCUCACGUCCUUCAAAAAGGUGAAACACCUUACCCGGGACUGGAGAACCACGGCGCAUGCCUUGAAGUACUCGGUGACCCUCGAGUUGAAUGAAGACCACCGGAAGGUGAGGCGGACCACCCCCGUCCCGCUCUUCCCCAACGAGAACCUCCCGAGCAAGAUGCUCCUGGUCUACGAUCUCCACCUGUCCCCCAAGCUGUGGGCCCUGGCCACCCCUCCGAAGAACGGAAGGGUGCAGGAGAAGGUAAUGGAACACCUGCUCAAGCUCUUCAGGACCUUUGGGGUCAUCUCGUCAGUACGGAUCCUCAAGCCCGGGAGGGAGCUGCCCCCUGAUAUCCGGAGGAUCAGCAGCCGGUACAGCCAGGUGGGGACUCAGGAAUGUGCCAUCGUGGAGUUUGAGGAGGUGGAGGCGGCCAUAAAAGCCCAUGAGUUUAUGAGCACAGAAUCUCAGGGCAGGGAGAACAUGAAAGCUGUCCUGAUUGGCAUGAAGCCACCCAAAAAGAAACCUCUCAAAGACAAGAACCAGGAUGAGGAGCCCACUGCAAGCAUCCACCUGAACAAGUCCCUCAAUAAGAGAGUUGAGGAGCUGCAGUACAUGGGUGACGAGUCUUCCGCCAACAGCUCCUCCGACCCCGAGAGCAACCCCACGUCCCCCAUGGCUGGCCGCCGGCAUGUGAUCACCAACAAGCUCAGCCCUUCUGGCCACCAGAAUCUCUUUCUGAGCCCCAACGCCUCCCCGUGCUCCAGUCCCUGGAGCAGCCCCUUGGCUCAACGCAAAGGCGUUUCCAGAAAAUCCCCACUGGCCGAGGAGGGGAGGCUGAACUGUAGCACCAGUCCCGAGAUCGUCCGCAAGUGCAUGGAUUAUUCCUCUGACAGUAGCAUCACCCCCUCCGGCAGCCCGUGGGUUCGGAGGCGCCGCCUGGCUGAGAUGGGGACACAGGAGAAGAGCCCUGGUGUGAGCCCCCUGCUGCCCCGGAAGAUGCAGAGUGCAGAUGGGUUACCUGUGGGGGUGCUGAGACUGCCCAGAGGCCCUGACAACACCAGAGGCUUCCAUGGUGGACACGAGAGAGGCAGGGCCUGUAUAUAAAUACCUUCUAUUUUUAAUACCAGCUCCUGGCAUGGCAUAGAAUGCAAUUAAGUCCCCAUCGAAAGAUUUUGUAUACAUGUAGACCUCUUAAUUUAUAUAUUUGUAACGUAUCUAAGUUGUCUGGUACGCUGUGGUUUUGAGAACAUCUAGAACAACCAGCAUGACCAUUAUUUUGAUGAUGCCCGCUGUGUCUGGAAGGUUCCGGCUCUGCAGGGCCGUGGGACAGAGGUUCCCCACGGCUGGGCAGGCCGCCGGUCUCUUCUUCAGGGCCCAGUUCCUCCCGGAGGUCCCUGAGCUGUCCUUGGCGGGGCCCCCAGGGGCUUCCUGAGAGCCCCCGGAGUUGUGUCGUGUAAUGGCAACUUGGUAAGCCGGUAGCGUGGUGGCCUCUGGGACCCAGUGUAUAUUCCCUGCCCAGUGAAUAAAUAAUAAAACACCCUCCUGGGAGUGCUGGCUCUGA